GGAAGAACAAAUCACACAGUUACUAUUAUUAUUAUUUGUCCUCGUCCCGUACCGACACGGUGCUCUGCGGACGUGUAGUACGGAUGUGGUGUCUCCCUAACGUGAAAGCAUACCCAUCGUUUCCUACCCUUGUGUGUGUGUGUGUGUGUAUUCCCCGCAUAGAACACUCAGCAUAGAACUGACCAACGCAUUCCGCUUUCUUUUCCUUUUAGCAGUUGGGCUGGAGGAGAGGCACCCCAUCGCGCUCUGCUCAAAAGUUGCAUCGGUAUGAGUAGCGGGAGCUCUUCCAACGUAUCGGAGGUGGAGUCGACGCACACGCCAGCUCGCCCAGCCCACAACGAUCAGCCACAGACGCCGUCCCGGACGACUUCCUCUCCAUCACGCACACCACCCGAGAACGCCGGGGAGUCGAGGACGUUGCGCCACGUAGAAUCUACGGCGCAGCAACCACAGCGUCAGCGCAUAGCAACUGCACCACUUACGGUCAACACAUCCCGUGCACCUCAUCCUCCUCCUUCUCCAAUCGUCGAGGAUGCAUCAACAGGGAGCCCUCGCAGCGCUCCUCGCGCGUCGACCGCUGUGCAAGACGGUGCGUCCCUCUCGGUCAGCUUGUCAGCUGCGCCGCCUCCAAGUGAGUUGCAGGUAGUGGCCGAUCUACGUAGUGAGCUCUUCCACAUCUCCCGUCAACUCGCACAGGUACGUCAGCAGGCCCGUGCGGUCGAGGAGGCGCGCAGCGACCUUCGGCAGAAGUGCCAAGGCUUGGAGGCGGAGAAGCAGGCGCUCGCGCUGGACCUGCAGGGCGCACAGGAUCGUCUGCGGGUUUGCCAGACGCGUCUAGACGAGCACCGUCGUGAGGCGGCGGAUGAAAAGCUGAGAGUCCUCUCCCUCACGGCGGAGCGCGAUGAGCUGGAUGCGAAGGUGCAGGAGGCGUGGCACCGGGUGGUUGAGCUGGGCGCCGCCCUGCAAGGUCAACAAGGGGAAGUGAAGAGGUUACAAGAGGCAGCCGCGGAGGCGCGUCACGAGAAGGAGUUUAUCGCGCAGCAGCAGACCGCGUUGCAGAGUCAGCUGCACCUUCUUCAGGAACAGUUGAGCGCGGAAGGGGUGGACGUGCGCGCGCACGCGGCGGCGCGUGAGCGACUGACCACCGCCUUGCACGAGGCCGUUCAGCGACUGGCGGGUGUUCUCAGCGACGUCGCGUACGACUACCAGCGAAGCGUGGCGCACAACGACGAGCCUUUUCACGGCAGCCGGCAGAGCGCAAAGGAGCUCUUCCGCAUCACCGGCGCCGCAGAAGACGCCGGAGAUGCCCUGGCGGGUGCAGGCGGUGUGAACCCGCCUCACGUAGUCCUCUUUUCCGCCUCCCGAUCGCCACCAACACCAACUCCCACCGACACCGCCGCCGCUCCUUCCUCUUCUUCCGAGACGGCUCGUCUACACGCCGAGCGGCUCCUGCAUAACGCAGAGGCGGUCGUGUGGGGAGAUGCGUCGGACGGUCCUGCAGAGGCGACGCCGACGUCUGUCCGCCCUUCGGCAUCGGUGCAGCAGCACGACGUGCAGCAGCAGCAGCCGGGCGAAGAUGCCGCUUCGGCCACCCCGCCAGAAUUUAAAUCUCCGUCCUGGACGCGGCAGUUUAUGAUCGAGCGCCGGCGAGCAACGUCGCCCUCCACUACGCCGUCGAGUGCUGCGCUGUCCGAGCAGGUCUUCCUGCGCACCGCCCUCUCCCCGAUCCUGCUGGCGAUGAAGCACGUGGCGGCGAUGCUGGGCACGGUCCGGCACGAACACCGUCGCACCGUGGCGGCGGCCGAACACUUCCAAACGCGCUACGAAGAAACACAGAAGGAACUGGAGGCGGCGCAGAGGGCACUGCGCGAGCAGGAGACACAGUCCGGUGCAUCUCGCGGGUUGGUGCUGCAACUCCAGCAGAAGGCGCAGCAGGCCGACGAUGCGCUGCAGCGGCACACGAGUGAGGAGGCGCAACGGCGAGCUGCGCUGGCGAGCGUGCUGCGGUGCCGCGAGGACUGGGCGCUCAUUCAGCACUCGGUGGAGCGGCUGCUAGGGCAGCACGCCGAACUGCAGAAGGACUUGGAUCAGUUGGAAGCAGCCCGCAGCAUGAAGCAGGAGGGUGUGCAAAGAAGCGGCGCAGACACCGAAGUCUUCAGAGGGGUGCGUCUCGGACCGCAAGAGGACGAAGAACAGCAGCGGCGGCAGACGCCUCGUGGAAGAGAUGACUCCAGGGAGGGAGCCAGCGAUGGGCGGCACAGUCAGCACAGGCAACAGCAGGCGGACAUGAAAGAUGACACGCCUCCUUCUCUACCCGAUCCACCAUUAUCUCAACAGCUUGAUAGAGGUGGCGCAGCAGCAGCAGAUGGUGACACGGACACAGGGCAGACUUUGGAGCCGGCUGAAGUGCCCAGCGAAACCUUCGCGGAGGCCCGGCAUUACAAAGCUUCACAGGCGCCACCUCUCCCCCUUCCUCCCUCUGCAGCGUCGCUGGUGGACACGCCAACCCCUAUCGUGCGGCAUAGCAUCUACGCAGCAACGCCGGAGAACGGUGCGAUCAACGCCUCUCUGGAAAGCCAGCCGGUGAUGCCUUCUCGCCGGCCCGUGAGUCGCACGUACCCGGCUUCAUUACCCGAAGCACCGUCAGCCUCAUUCUCCUCCUCUCCCGCUGCGCGUCCACCGCUGCCCACCGCAGCCACGACGACAGAGCGCAUGUUGCUCUACUCCCUUUACGGAGACGUGCGGAAGCAGCCGCAGCCGCAGCCGCCGUCCCAGCCGCACGGCCCGCCCUCCCCGCCGCCACUUCCCGUCUCCCCUUCUGCCGUUCCCUCACGGCAGCGGAGUCACACGUACGGCCAUGCCUACGACGGCGGCAGCAAAGGUGAUAGCGACAACAACCACAGUGGCAGUGGUGGCAUCAAUCAGUCGUCCGUGUUUGCGGCGGAGGUGCUGCAGGUGAUCGAGGCACUGGACCGGCGUGUGUCGGGUGCCUUACGCCGCGCACCGCAUUCCUGA
This is a messenger RNA of Leptomonas pyrrhocoris, 3015 nucleotides long. RefSeq lists its product as hypothetical. The transcript has a single exon. NCBI's taxonomy places the organism in Eukaryota, Euglenozoa, Kinetoplastea, Trypanosomatida, Trypanosomatidae. Bases 268 to 3015 code for a protein of 915 amino acids. The record is from RefSeq and is a predicted model, not a curated record.